AUGAAGAUCUCUUUGAGUUUAAUGUUCGCAUUAUGUUUAAUUUUCACGGUUGUUUUUGCUGCGCCAAUCGCGAAGAAAGAGGAUGAUGAUGAUUUUGAAAUGCAAGGUGGCGGUGGUCGUAACCUUGACUGUCAUACUCCUGAAGGUCAAAGCAAAUUCAGAUGUAGAUGA
Funneliformis geosporum is the source of this 171-nucleotide messenger RNA. Lineage: Eukaryota; Fungi; Glomeromycota; Glomeromycetes; Glomerales; Glomeraceae. The record is from the annotation of a GenBank genome assembly.